Messenger RNA from Penicillium argentinense, 720 nucleotides. RefSeq lists its product as uncharacterized. The record is from RefSeq and is a predicted model, not a curated record. Gene Ontology annotation, molecular function: phosphatidic acid transfer activity. The transcript has a single exon. Gene Ontology annotation, cellular component: mitochondrial intermembrane space. Gene Ontology annotation, biological process: phospholipid transport. Lineage: Eukaryota; Fungi; Ascomycota; Eurotiomycetes; Eurotiales; Aspergillaceae. Bases 1 to 720 code for a protein of 239 amino acids.
AUGAAGUGCUUCUACAAUGAACACGCCUAUGACUAUCCCUUUUCCGCUGUAUCUCUCGCCUACUUCCUUCGUUAUCCGAAUCGCUAUUCGCGUCAUGUCUUAUCUACUGACGUGAUCGAGCAAUUCAUCGACCCGAACACACACCGCCUCCACUCAACUCGGCUCCACCUGAAGAGGACCAAGAUCCCCUUGAAUAUUUUGAAGCUAGUACCCAAGAGAUUAGGUGGAUCCGACCACUCCGCUCAGAGUUAUAUCUUGGAAACCAGCGUAAUCGAUCCUACACAAGGCUGGAUGAAGACCGAGUCUCGCAACUUAGAAUGGACUGGCAUUCUCAGCGUCGUUGAGAGACAGCACUAUCAGCGCCUUCUCGCGAGCGAGAACGCUGGCGCUCUAGAUGGAAUCUCACUCGAUCGGAAGAGCGAGCAAACUACUGUCUAUACCAAUGUUACCCUGCGCUCUAGAUUCGGACAGGGCAUGGUUUUUGGUCGCAGAAAUGACACCGAUAAGAAAGAAGAAGAUAACAAGACAGGCUUGCUUUCUUCCUUAUCCGCAGCCGGCAUCGAGCGGACUAUUGAAUUGAUCGGUGUCAGGCGGACCCGAGAUGCUGUUUCGAAAGGUAAACAGGGGAUGAACCUCGUUCUUGAGCGACUGCGCAGCGGUGGCAUUAUGUGUGUACUCGAAGGGAUACGACAGGAUCGGAAGGCUACCUUGGGACCCUGA